GCUUGGUUUGUUUCUCUCAUCUUCUUCCUUUUCCUCUUUCCUCAACAAUCCCUUAGCCAACAGACGUAUUUGGGAAAUGACAGCUGCUCUCUCUCUAAUACUCCAACGCCAAAAAAUUACUUAUGCACUCAUCCUGUUUCUCCAUGUACUUCAUAUUUGGCCUUCAGAUCCACCCCCGACACUCUUUCCCAUCUCUUCCAUCCUCUCUCUAAUCUUAAAGUACGUAACUAUGGUUUGUUUAACGUUUCUUGUGAAUGUUCAGGUAAUUUCUUUCUCAAAUUUAUAGACUACACUAUCGAGAGUGGUGAUAGCUAUGAGAAAAUAGCGAAUGAUAUUUUUCAAGGCCUAACAAGCUGCUCGUCGUUGAGAAGUCGAAACCAAGACUAUGUUAUCGAUAAUACUUCUUCGAUAGGGAGAGUAGUCCAAGUUCCUUUGCGAUGUGCUUGUCCUACCAAAGCUCAGAAGGCUAAUGGAGUCGAGUCCUUGGCUGUGUAUGUACUACAUCCAAAUGAAACAAUUGCAUCGGUUGCAAGGGAUUUUGGGGUCGAGGAAGAAAGCGUUUUGGAAGCAAACAAGCUCUCAAAUUCAAGCCACAUCUACCCCUUCACGCCUCUUUUGCUUCCUUUGGGCCAAAAUGAUAUCAGUACAAUAUCCGACAGCAACAGCAGUGAUACUUCUUCAAGUUUCCCCGUAUAUAUGAUAUCAGCCUCUUUAGGUAUAAUGGUAAUGGUUAUAAGUUUAAUACUGAGGAAAAGAAGAGAGAAACUUCAUAAGAAAAAGUUUUUCAAGCAAAAUGGUGGCCUCCUAUUGCAACAAAAACUGCUGGAAGAUACCAAGAGAGUCAAAAUUUUUACACAAGAAGAGCUUGAGCAGGCAACGGAUAAAUAUAGUGAAAGUAGAUUUCUUGGUCAAGGAGGGUAUGGCACAGUUUAUAAAGGAAUGCUUCAUGACAACAAUAUUGUUGCAAUUAAAAGGUCCAAGCAAAUUGAGGCAAGCUGGAUCGAUCAAUUCAUUAAUGAAGUUAUUAUCCUUUCUCAAAUAAACCACAGAAAUAUUGUCAGGCUUCUGGGUUGUUGUUUAGAAACUGAGUUUCCUUUGCUAGUUUAUGAAUUUGUUUCAAAUGGAACGCUUUCACACCACAUUCACAAGAAAGAUCCUGGAGAAUCACCUUCUCUUUCGUGGGAAACUCGUCUUAGAAUCGCUUCAGAAGUUGCAGGAGCCAUAUCUUACAUGCAUUCUACAGCUUCAACUCAAAUUUUUCACAGAGAUAUCAAGUCUUCAAACGUACUUUUGGAUGAUAAAUAUAGUGCAAAAGUUUCUGAUUUUGGAACGUCAAGAUUUGUGUCAAGUGAUCAAUCUCAUCUGACAACGAAAGUGCAAGGAACAUUUGGAUAUAUCGAUCCAGAGUACUUCAGAUCAAGUCAAUACACUGAAAAGAGUGACGUCUAUAGCUUUGGAGUCUUAAUGGUAGAGCUUUUAACUGGUAAGCUACCUGUGACAUUUGCGAAGAAUGAGGACAAAACUCUAUUAGACUACUUCGUUUCAUUGGAAAAGUCUAAUGAGCUUGCUGAAAUUCUAGAUAUUGUAGUAGCGAAUGAAGAAAAGAUGGAGGCUGUUAGCGCUGUAGCAAAACUUACUACUAAAUGUUUAAGAUCAAAGGGGAAAGAUAGGCCUACCAUGAGGCAAGUAUAUUUGGAACUAGAAGAAUUAAGGAAGUCUCAACAUUGUUUAGAGAUUAUUGAAGAAAGUCAAUCAAUUACAACGACUUACUCAUUGAACUCUUUAGGGUACAGUGACGACGAGCUUCCAAGAUGAGAACGCUACUGAAUCCAUUGAAACUAAUUAAGACUAUAUGACUAUAUAAAACCUUUGGAUUUAUGUUUAUAUAUUUUGGUAUCUAAAUUAUCUCUGUGUUGGUACUUUAAUUCAUUCAACAACUUCUUCAUAAUUUGAAGUAGCGUUGGUAUCUCUCGUUCCUUCUU
This is a messenger RNA of Momordica charantia (bitter melon), 1982 nucleotides long. RefSeq names its product wall-associated receptor kinase-like 1. Gene Ontology annotation, biological process: protein phosphorylation; cell surface receptor signaling pathway. Gene Ontology annotation, cellular component: plasma membrane. NCBI's taxonomy places the organism in Eukaryota, Viridiplantae, Streptophyta, Magnoliopsida, Cucurbitales, Cucurbitaceae. The record is from RefSeq and is a predicted model, not a curated record. Gene Ontology annotation, molecular function: ATP binding; protein serine/threonine kinase activity.